CAGUUACACGUAAAAACCCAAAUAUACAAUAAAUAUUUAUGAAAGGUUGAAUUUCUUGGUUAUGUUAAUAAAUUUAAAAUGUUUUCAAACAAUCGUAAAUGUGAAAAAGAUAUCAACGUAUUAUUAGAUGAACCUCUAACAAGUAAUUCAUGUACGAAGCUUAUUACAGAACUUUUGAAAUAUGUAUUGUAUCAAAAACAACAAAUACCAUUCACAUAUGAUUCUUUGGUACACUUACAAAGAAAAAAUAAAAAAAUGGACAGAAAUAUAUCAUACAUCAAAACUUUAUCUAAUUCUUUAACUAAUGUGACUGAUAAUUUAUCUUCUGAACUACUUGUUAAGAGUAUCAAAGUUAAAGAAGUUAUAAUCAUUAUUGGACCAACAAUAUUAUCACCAAAGUUGCAAAUUACAUUAGAAUUACCAUCGAUAAUGCUUGAUAGUGUGGAUCAUUUACAAUGUGAACAUUCUUCGCAGAAACCUCUUUUGAAUCUGAUGAGAUCGAUGCUGGAAUGUACAGAAUUUCAAGAUGCUAUGACUUUGCCUUUGGGACCUACGAACACCUUCGUUAUGUUACAAAAAAGUGAUAGCAAUAGUAUAUCUAAUUUCUUUUUACCUCAACCGCAUUAUAUACCCUCGAUACAAACAUCGCAGAGUUUUAGAAUCAAGUUGAUAAAUAAUAAUAAAUUUAAUAUAAAUUGUAAUUGUACAAAUUUAGUUCAAGUAUAUCGUGAACUUGGUAAAUCUUAUGAAAAUGAUUCUAUAAUUCAAUGUGAGGAACAGUCAAAUGAACAGACUGUACAAGCACCAUUUAAAUGGUAUCAAUCUAGAGAAAUAAUUAAAGGAUUCAAAUAUGUUAGAUAACUUUUAAUUAUAAUAGGAAUGAAAAGUACAUUUUUUAUAGAAGAUUAAUUUUAUAUUUUUUAUCAUAUAUUCGAUUUUAUAUUCUCCUUCUCGUUCAUAUCAGUCAGGCAAAAUACAUUUCAUCUAAUUAAUUU
Polistes dominula (European paper wasp) is the source of this 995-nucleotide messenger RNA. RefSeq names its product MAD2L1-binding protein. Gene Ontology annotation, cellular component: nucleus. Gene Ontology annotation, biological process: regulation of exit from mitosis. Lineage: Eukaryota; Metazoa; Arthropoda; Insecta; Hymenoptera; Vespidae. The record is from RefSeq and is a predicted model, not a curated record.